Messenger RNA from Nanorana parkeri, 524 nucleotides. It is a transcript of the gene RPL27, whose product is annotated as ribosomal protein L27. The record is from RefSeq and is a predicted model, not a curated record. Gene Ontology annotation, cellular component: cytosolic large ribosomal subunit; ribosome. The transcript has 5 exons. Bases 73 to 483 code for a protein of 136 amino acids. Gene Ontology annotation, molecular function: structural constituent of ribosome. Gene Ontology annotation, biological process: translation. Lineage: Eukaryota; Metazoa; Chordata; Amphibia; Anura; Dicroglossidae.
CGCGGCGUGAAAGGUGAGCGUCGCCGCAAUUACUUCCUUUCUUUUCAGGGCGGCCAUUGAGCUGUAGCGAAGAUGGGCAAGUUCAUGAAACCAGGGAAAGUUGUCCUUGUUCUGGCUGGACGCUAUGCAGGCCGCAAAGCCGUCAUUGUAAAGAACAUCGAUGAUGGCACCUCUGACCGCCAAUACAGCCACGCCCUGGUCGCUGGCAUUGACCGGUAUCCUCGUAAGGUGACCGCCACUAUGGGCAAGAAGAGGAUUGCCAAGCGUUCCAAGAUCAAGGCCUUUGUGAAGGUGUACAACUACAAUCACCUCAUGCCAACCAGAUACUCAGUUGAUAUUCCUCUGGACAAAGCUGUGGUGAACAAGGAUGUUUUCAGAGACCCAGCUCUGAAAAGGAAAGCCAGAAGGGAGGCCAAAGUCAAAUUUGAGGAAAGGUACAAGACUGGCAAAAACAAGUGGUUCUUCCAGAAGCUGCGGUUCUAAAGCAUUGUUCAUAUAGUGUACCAAUAAAACGUUCUGAAAAA